AUGGUUCGAAUUCGUCAUCAAGAAAAGGAAUUCUACCUCAGUUGGAGAUUCAUUACUAGUUUCUGUUCAUUACUACGUUACCUAUAUCCUCGAUUCGAGUAUGCAGCCUUUCUCACGAUACUCACGAUUAUUUCCGCCGGAGGAUAUACAAACAUGUCUCUGUGAGAAACAACGCAGAAGAGUCGGCUUUCUAUAGCGCAGCAGAAUUCGACAAGCACGAAAGUGAUCGAUUCUUCGUUUUUUUGCUGAAACGACAACUGGGUGCUACUUUAUGGAAAUAUCCAGCACAAUUUCUACAAAACUUUUUCGACUACUAUGGUGCCAUUAUCAGUUAUGUUAUUCAAUUGUUUCCAAUAUUCAUUUUUCACACUUAUGAUAAUAUGGAUGCCGCCGUACUUGGUAAACAAAUCAGUAACAAUGCGUUUUACUUCAUUUACCUGAUCAACAGUUUUACUCGACUAACAGAUUUAGCUAUGAACAUUGGAGAGAUGGCAGGCUAUUCUCAGAGGAUA
Molecule: messenger RNA, 512 nt
Organism: Haemonchus placei
Lineage: Eukaryota; Metazoa; Nematoda; Chromadorea; Rhabditida; Trichostrongylidae
Source: the annotation of a GenBank genome assembly